GAGGCUAUAUCUAACCAUUAGCUUGGUUACAAUUUUGGGAUUUUGCUACCCAGGGCAAACGGCCUUGGCAUUGCCCUGGCUUACACUACGCUCGAUGCGGGCCUGAAUGGUACUACGUUCUUGAUCUCUCGUCCAAUAUCGUAGGUAAUUCGAACGCGAUUAUUUUUAUUCUAUAUUCGAUUGUUAACGCCGCAGUCUGCGUGAUAUUAAACACAAAACAUUGUUGAUUUUCAAUUUUCAUCGAUCAAUUUGGAUCGAUGAUCUCGCGUGACCUUACUUGCUUGUUUGUCAAUUCAGCCUUUUCUUGUUCAUAACGUGUUAUUCGGCGAGCUGCGUUGUCAUCGGUUGGAAACUGCGUCGGGAUUUUGAAUUGUUUCGUGGUGACUUUGUUGUUGUCUGAAAAUGAUGGAAGCAAACGAAAACGCUGCCUAUCCAGACAAGAAUCCAUUGGUUUUCUACUCAAACCCAGGCCAGUUGCAGGAGUUGGCUUGCAUCGCUACAAUAGCUUCCGUAUGGUAUCGUAAGAUGGAAACUAAUCAUGCUAAAAAGCUAAUAGAUGCAGAUUGCUCAGACUUCGCUAAGCUGCCUACAGUUCUCGAGCAAUUGACCAAAAAAUUCAUCUCGCAGAUGCGGUAUGAUUUCAAGGAAUGGUUCUACUUUCACCGCUGUAAUGUUUUUUCGCAUCGCAAUAAAGAUGGCCUCGUUUUCGAUAUAAUGGGGUUUAUUUCGUGGCGUGCCGAUGGAAAAAUUAGUUUUGAGCAAACGGCAAAAAAAAUGAUCAAUUCCGAUAUGUUGAGUGACAUUGAGAAAUACAGAAUCGCGUGUUUGUACUGUUUCGUCGACGAUGUCAGAAAACUGUGGCCGAUGGAGACUGUUGCUGAUCAUCCGCUGAUUCAGUAUUGGAAAUAUCGUAUGAGUGGCGAGCAGUUCGCGUUUGAGGUGGAUCCGGAGUGUAGCUGUAUCGAAGCAUCGUUGUUGAAACGCGAAGACGCUGAUACUCAGUCAGCGUUCAAGUAUCUUUGCGGAUUUUUAACCGACGAAGAACGAGUGGCAAUGGUUGUACAAAUAAGUGAACGCUAUAGUUUCUGCGAUCCUCAGCUAUUCUUGAUGGACGCGUUGUGUACAUUGAACGAACGUCAACUCGAGCAUACGGUGACCACGAAUGCUGAAAUUAUUUUCCGCUCAAUGGUACGCAAUUGGAAAGAUUUGGUGAUUCAAUUUUGGAGUCGCGUGAAAAAAGUGGUCACAAAUUACCAUUUCUACUCAAUCAUCCGUAAUUUUGUGUGGUUGGAUCGUAGAUAUAUCGAAAUGCGGGGAGUAUCGGCUUUCGAAGGAUACAAUUUAGCUUUCGAGAUGUGGAUCAGUGCACCGAAUGCGCUGAAGAAUUACAUACUGGAAGAAGAUUAUCGUUUGCAAGAAAUACUGAAACUGUUGUUCUGUUUCCUUAAGCAUGAGAGGUACCUUCUGCCGUUUCAAGACAUCAGAUUUUUGAUCGAGUUGUUGUCAUCAACGAGUCAAGCGAAUAGGUACAAAUUUUGGAUAGAAAAGUGGCGAGAAAUCCUCCGUACAAUAACCCCUAAGCGUACGCAACUGAUAAUUAAAUUGUGCCUUCAGAGUGAUGAUGCGAUCGCCUCUUUUAAAACGUCCCACUGGAGUAGUUUCUCACAAAUUGAAGAACACUGCUUCAAAAUGGUGGAAGAAGGACAUUUCAGUGAUCUGAGCGAUUUUCUUGAGUUAUGUUUCGACGAUCCGGUUGUGGUUUUCAAUCACAGAGUAAGCGUCUUGAAAUCGAAAAAACUGCUCAAACAUCUCCUCCUCGAUUAUGGCUAUCUUCCACUAGAAAAAUUGGAUUCGUUGGAAACAUUUCUGAGGGAGACUUUUCCCGAUACAAAUGAAUUAAACGAGUUCAAAAAAAACUUGAUCUUCGGCGAAGAGUCGAUGGAAUAUUUUCGGAGCUUGAUACAAAGCUGUCGUGUCGAAGUGUUCGGCCGUUUUGUCAGCCAUGUCAUGUCCUCGAUGCCCGAGUAUCCUUUGGCUAAAAGCAGAUUCUUGGAGUUGAGUCGUAAUUUCCUAAUCUUGGGUGAGUUGGAAUGCGAUUGGAGGAUUGAUCAUUGGAAUAAGUUCAUUAAAUGGUGUCUGAAUGACGAUGAUUCGGUUUUGGAGAACUUCAAGCUGUCGUUACCCGUUGAGCAGAUUUUCAACGUCUAUUUUGAGAAAUGUGUAGCGAGUGAAAAGCAAUCAGCAAAUUGGAGAAAUAAUCUUCAAAAUAUGAAAAUACUGGAAUGGGUGUCCCCUACGCACGAAGCUUUACAGAAUUUUAAACUUGGUAAGCUGAGCGUUUACGAAGAUAUCCCACGGAUCAGAUCGGUAUUCGAAUCGAACGAUGAGGAACUGAUUGAUAAUGUUUUGAUGUGGUUUUUCAACAAGGAUAAAGUGCAAGUGGGAGAGUUCAAAGCUUCUUUGAAACGUGCUAAGCUUCCAGAACUGAAACCUGAAAUGAGUAGUUCGAAUAGAUCCCAAGAGGAAAUUUCUGAAGCGUCUUCGUCCCCGGCGAAGUUGAGGAAAUUAAAGCGAUCUCAGUCGGAUAGUUCUGAUGUUUCUUCCUAGUUCCUAUCGUGCAAAGUUGCGAAAGCGAGAAACCGUCUAAUGCCAACUUUUUUCAAUUAAACGAAUAAAAAAAAUUAAUUGAAAAACUUGAUAAUUCGUUUCAUUUAUUUGUUUAGCUUGCAAAAAGAGCGAUCUGUAAUCGUUAAAAUUAUUCACCCAUUAUUUUUUAUCUAUUUUUUUUUUAAUUUUUCGAACAAUUUUUUAUGGUAUCUAUUUUUAUGAUUCGAAGUUUUGAUAUUGUGUUUUUCACACAUGUGGUUUUUACGUUCUGUGUAUGCUGAAGAUAAUUUAUGUUUGUGUGUUUUGAUGUAAAG
Molecule: messenger RNA, 2921 nt
Organism: Planococcus citri (citrus mealybug)
Lineage: Eukaryota; Metazoa; Arthropoda; Insecta; Hemiptera; Pseudococcidae
Exons: 2
Coding region: 403-2607 (734 amino acids)
Source: RefSeq, a predicted model, not a curated record